GCUCUCCUCCUUGAUUCGUCCUGCAGCGUGCUUCAUGCAGUCCAUCUCUUCGUUGUUCACGCAAUAACCUCUGCCAAUCACCAACAUCAGCGCUUCCAUUCCAGCCCUUCAGCGAUCAUGGCGAGAUACAUCUACCGCCCGGGAGCGCUCUUUGCGUGCAACAAGCUGCUUCACAUUCUUCUCGGCCAGGGGUUGUCAGUUUCAGGCCGUAGGGAUUGGAAAUAUGCUGGGGAGUUGAUCUUCUUACAAAGAUGAGGUGCUUUUCCUCAGUGUCCGUCAUCUGCAUCUUCAUUUUUGCUUCUGUACCAGGACCAGCAAAAGCUGCACCCCAUAGUAUUUGGACUGUCCAGAUCGACAACAGUCCAGCACCGCCCCCAGACGAAGGUCCUCCUCUCUCAGCUGGAGCUUUGAGAGACAGAUCUAAACUCAAGUACGAGAUUGCCGGUAUCGUCGGAGCCUACGUCUUCUGGUUGCUCCUUCUCCUUGUCCUACUCCUUUUUGUCGGUAAACGACUGCGGCGGAAGCAUCAGACAUCCAAUUUUGCCCUAAGCAUGGAGAUCUUGAAACCGGCACCACUGGUCAACCACCACAAUGCGGCUGUCGAACCUCCACUGCGGAGCCCUGGGAAGAUGGCUAGUUUGAAAUCAUGGGCAGGCGCUGGACGGUCGCACUCUCGCAAACAAUCGAGUGUGACUGUCUCGACGAUUGACGAAAAGAUACUGGAAGCGGACAAGGUCAAGAACAUGGACGAAAUGACAAAGCUGUAUGCAGCCGUCAUGAUGCACGAUGAACAGAGGUCUCAGCAAGCCCUCAGCAGCAGUCAGACAACUCCGAGGACACCCUAUUUCCCACCACAACAUGAAGGUCUUCCCUCUACACCUCGAUCACCAUAUCAAGCUCCGCCUACCCCAAGGUCACCAUACUAUCAGCCACAUCCAAGUGGCCCCGUCUCACCACGGUACCCUGCUGAAUUUCACCAACUGCAAACUAUUGCCCCAGAAACCUCAAAUCAAGAAGCUGGUUCACCGCGAGCUCUCGUUCACCCUUUGGCGCCAACUCCCGAUGAAGAUUAUCCGUCACUAUCAGCGUCUCAAGCUGGCAGUCACCGAUCCAAGCUGUCCCCAUUUUCCAUGAUUGCUGGUCGGAGAGACUCUGUCGAUCAAAACAAGAGACGCCCAGCCCAGAUCUCUGUUCGCGGGCAGGCUAUCUCGCAGCCAAUCGGGUCGGCCACUCUUACCGAGUCCUCUGUAUAUUCCGAGCAAGGCAAUGUAACUCCUCGCCUCUAUAACCCCGGACCACCGCCACUCACACCCGGGCAGAAGUCUACUGCAACUUCCGCGCAGGACGUCGAGAAGAAAGGCCCUCCAGCCCCGUUAUCCCUGCGCAGCGCUGCAGCCUCCAACAGUUCCAACACACUUCCGUUUCGCCAGUUCUACAAUGAGUCCUUAAGGAGCGCCCCUCCGACAAAGACUACAUUUUUGGACCGUCGUGAGAGCAUCUUGGGGGUGCACCCCAAAACAGGUGUUCCUCAGACUCCUUACAGCCCAUAUAUGCCCUUCACACCGAUGACGCCGGUUACUCCUCGAACGCUUGUAACCAAGAAGGAGAUGAAGAGGAACCGGAAGAAGGAGGGUCUGAAGGUUUUAAGCGAGGACGACAUGGUCCGGAGCGAUGAAGAUAUGUGGGGAGAAAUGAAGUGAGGCCUUCAUGUUGCCUAACGUUCUAUAUUACUGCCUUAUCUCCAUGUUCAGCGCCUGUCAUCGGAGUUGCUUUAUGGGACAGUGGAUCUCAUUCAGCUGCUG
Messenger RNA from Exophiala viscosa, 1802 nucleotides. RefSeq lists its product as uncharacterized. The coding region runs from base 252 to 1700 and encodes 482 amino acids. The record is from RefSeq and is a predicted model, not a curated record. The transcript has a single exon. Lineage: Eukaryota; Fungi; Ascomycota; Eurotiomycetes; Chaetothyriales; Herpotrichiellaceae.